Maniola jurtina (meadow brown) is the source of this 754-nucleotide messenger RNA. RefSeq names its product chorion class B protein PC10-like. Gene Ontology annotation, molecular function: structural constituent of egg chorion. Gene Ontology annotation, cellular component: egg chorion. Gene Ontology annotation, biological process: multicellular organism development; chorion-containing eggshell formation. The record is from RefSeq and is a predicted model, not a curated record. The coding region runs from base 102 to 692 and encodes 196 amino acids. Lineage: Eukaryota; Metazoa; Arthropoda; Insecta; Lepidoptera; Nymphalidae. The transcript has 3 exons.
ACUGUAAUAGUGAUAAAGUCUUCGAUUAUUUUUAUAUAAAAGGAAAUAAGUUAGCAUUGAAACCAUUCUCAAGUUUACACUCGAGGAAUUAACAAUUCAAAAUGGUCUUCAAAGCCGUACUUUUCGUCUGCGCUCAGGCUCUUGUGAUGCAGUCCAUCGCUGGACAGUGCUAUGCCGGGGCUCCGUUGGGUGCUAUCGGCGCCGGCUGGGCCGGGUCUCCGUGGGGCGGUAUCGGGGCUCCGUGGGGCGGUAUCGGGGCUCCGUGUGGCGGUAUCUACGGCGCCGAGCUGGUCGCCACUCCUGCGUUUUCCGGCGGCGCCCUGCCAGUGGCCAGCGCCUCCGCUAUCCCACCGAACGGAGUUUCCGUGCUAUCUGAGAACGUUUAUGCAGGAGAGCUCGUCGCUCGCGGCGCUCUGCCGUUCUUGGGAACUGCGGCUCUAGAGGGCGUCCUGCCGACUGCUGGUGCUGGCGCGGUCGCGUACGGUUGCGGCAACGGAGAGGUCGCUAUGCUGACUGAGGGCAUUGGCGCUGCUGGUAUCGCUGGCCCGCUCGGCUAUGGCGCCGCUCUUGGUCCCAACGGCUACGGCUAUGACGGUCUGGGCUAUGGCGCCGGUAUUGGCUCAUUGGGCUACGGCUACGGCUAUGAUGGUCUGGCUCGCGGUGGUUGCGGGUACGGACGUGCUUUCAUCUAAGAAAUCUAAGAAAAAUGACGAUGUUUUCAAUAAACUGAUCAAUAAACUGAACUGAAGCAUUA